This is a messenger RNA of Suillus paluster, 4772 nucleotides long. RefSeq lists its product as uncharacterized. Gene Ontology annotation, biological process: regulatory ncRNA-mediated heterochromatin formation. The transcript is spliced from 9 exons. Gene Ontology annotation, molecular function: helicase activity. The record is from RefSeq and is a predicted model, not a curated record. Bases 1 to 4410 code for a protein of 1469 amino acids. Gene Ontology annotation, cellular component: nuclear RNA-directed RNA polymerase complex. NCBI's taxonomy places the organism in Eukaryota, Fungi, Basidiomycota, Agaricomycetes, Boletales, Suillaceae.
AUGAAUCGAGCAGCCCAGCUUGAUAAACGUUUCAACGACAUUCUCAGAGGCAAAGUCCCUGCCGAUGCGCGAAGCUACCCUCUCUUAUUGGAAGCGAUUUGUACACAGCAAGACCCUGCGGCAUGCAUCAACAAAAUCGUUGAGAGCUCCCAUGGCUCAAACGCGGUUCAGGCUGCCAUGCGUCACAAUACCAGUUCCCAAUUCCUCAACGACACUGCAACCAAGCUUCUGUUAUAUCUCUUCCGAGCACCGAACCUCGGUGAUGUCUUAGACCACUUGCUCACCGCCAUCGUUGAUCCCCCAAUUUUUUGGAGUGCCUUCAGCCAAGCAUUCGAUCAAGGUAAGCUCAAUGAGCCAGCCCAGGAAGCAUUCGCGGUGCUCCUCCUUCGCCUCAUGUCCCUAACUACGGGGAAUACGUCAUCAUACCGUGACGUCGCAAAGAAGCCUAGUAUCCUUACAAGGCUUCUCAAUUCAUCGCAACAGACCGUCAAAGACAUUGGCUACCGCAUCGAACAUAUUCUUUCCACCCCCGAGUCCGGCGUACUUGUCACUGCAGUCGGUGAACCUGGUGGUCGGCAUGAUAACGAUUUCGUCGACUUCAGGGAGAUCUCCAUUCUUCCAACUGCAGACGAGAUCCUCUGCCAGCAGCCUCCUUUCAUUCGCCCGAGCAGUGUAUUGGAGGAUCCUGAUGGCGAAGAAACUCGUACAGCUGACUACUUGGACAACACCUUCCGCUUGCUGCGCGAAGACAUGUUAUAUGAGAUAAAAGAAGAGCUCCAGACCGUUUUGGGACGGAAGAAAGGGCGCUAUCGUGGGCUUACCAUCGAUGGCGUCACACUCGAGGGUGUUUAUAGCGGUACAGAUGAUAGAAAGACUCGGUGGGGCAUCAAGCUUAAAUGCCGAGACGAUUUCAAGUCGAUGAAGGAUCUUUCCGAAAAGAAGCGCAAGUCUUAUCUCGAAAAGGAUCCUGCGGGCGUCAGAAUUCUCAAACAUCAGUCUCUUGUUUGCAUACUUUCAGGAAAUCAAAUCAUCAGUCUCGCAAGUGUUCACCGCGUGGAGGCACUGCUUGCGCAGAAGCCACCUGUUAUCGUGCUUCAGCUGGAAGGGGAGGCUAGCAUCGCAAAGACUCUCCUUCAGCUGCAGUCAUCGGAUACCAUUCGGCUCAUUCAGAUCGACACUGCAAUUUUUGCCUUCGAGCCAGUCUUGAAGGCUCUGCAGAACACGCAGUUCAUUCCGCUUUCGGAGGAGCUCCUGUUCUGGAAGGACGGGAACCUCGUUGGCGGCGCUUCGGUGACUGCGACUCAGGUCACGCGACCACUCGCUAUGAAUCCCUCUGUGAAUUUGCAGCGGCUCCUGGGGACUUCAUCUAGUAUUGUGCUUGAUAAGUCUCAGGCGGCAUCACUUCUGGCAGGACUCACGCAGAGGCUUUCCCUUAUCCAGGGCCCUCCAGGAACUGGGAAGUCAUUCAUUGGCGCGCUGCUUGCGAAGGCUAUCCACGAUCACACCGAACAGAAAAUCCUUGUAGUCUGCUACACGAACCACGCCCUGGAUCAAUUCCUGGAAGAUCUCAUGAAGAUCGGUAUCCCGGAGACUAACAUGAUCCGUCUUGGCAGCAGAGCAAACGCGCAGGUCGCCCAUCUUGGCAUUGCGGGGAAUAAAGAGCGUUUCAUCCGAUCCAAAGCUGAUUGGGCUAUCAUCAACAAGCUGAAGAGGGCGUCGAGUGUUCACUGCAACAAUCUAGAGGACGCCAUGGAUAGGUUCAUAGCCUCGAAGAUGGGGUUCAAGGACGUCCUCACGUACAUCGAGAUGGAGGACUCGAAAUACUUUGAUGCAUUCCACGUCCCUGAAUAUGACGAUUCAGGAAUGACUCGUGUCGGCAAGGGCGGCAAAGCAGUCUCUUCGGAGGAACUCAUCUCUAGAUGGUCUGGAGGAUCUAACGCUGGGCAGUUCAAAGACGAGCUUAAUGUACGUGAGGCGGCUGAUAUCUGGAAGAUGUCUGCGGACGCUCGCCAGAGCAUGAUGGAGAAAUGGAGGUCGGAGAUACGCAAUUCAAUCCUCGAGGAAAUUUGCACACUUGGCAAGAGUUACAACGAGUGCCAGGAUCAACUGACAUGCAAAUUUGGGGAAUCCACUGUGGCGACCCUCAUGGGGAAGAGAAUCAUUGCAUGUACGACGACUGGAGCAGCCAAGUUGGCAAAAGACAUUCGUGCGGCGAAACCUGAUAUCCUUCUCGUUGAGGAGGCUGGUGAGAUUCUUGAAAGUCACGUCCUUACUGCCAUGGGUGAGAAUACAAGCCAGAUGAUUCUCAUCGGCGACCACAAGCAAUUACGUCCCAAAGUCAACAACUACAAGCUGACUGUUGAAAAGGGCGACGGCUUUGAACUCAACAGAUCACUCUUUGAACGCCUGGUUCUUAUGGGCUUCCCUCAUCAAACACUGACAGCCCAACAUCGUAUGCGUCCGGAGAUCUCAGCGUUCAUCAGGAAGCUCACGUACCCCGACCUCACCGAUGCUGCCAAGACCCAGGGCCGUGAUGACAUUCGCGGUAUCCAGAACAACAUCAUCUUCAUUGACCACACUCAUCCCGAGGAUAACGACCCUCGUAUUUCCGACCCAGGCGAUGGGGCCUCGUCGAAACAGAACACCUAUGAAGUCGAAAUGGUUUGGAAGAUCCCGUAUCUUGGGCAGCUCUCAAAGCUUCGAGAUGUCCUGAAGAGGGACAAUGACCCUGUGCUCAAUGACCUCGACUCGCACGAUCUCAUCCGCGCUGGACUUAUGUCCCCAACUGACAAUACGUCCAAGAAGUGCAUCAGGCUUGCCACCAUAGAUAACUAUCAGGGCGAAGAGAGUGAUAUUGUCAUCGCUACCCUGACAAGGUCUAAUGCGUCCAACGACAUCGGUUUCAUGAACUCCCCUGAACGUCUGAACGUGCUCAUCUCCCGGGCUCGAAAUGGAUUCAUCCUGAUCGGGAACUCGCAGACCUUUGUGAAUGCUCGGAGGGGUAAAGAGCUCUGGGGAAAUUCUUCGAGCUCAUCAAACAAGGCGGCUACAUAUCGAACGGUGCUCAUGAAAUCUGCGUCUGAAUUUGAUACUCUUUGUCCCGAUGGCGGAUGCACAGAGAUAUGCGACACCAUGCUGAACUGCGAUCUCGGAUCAUUCGCAAAUGCCUUGUCAACACCCUCGAAGCCAGACCCUUGUCCUGACUGUACUAAAGAAGCCAAACGUGCGGAGGAGAAGCGACAACGCGAACUCGAGCUGAAGCAGAAGCUAGAAGAGGAGGAGAUGGAACGUCUGAUACAACGUGAACAGGAGCAGUUGGAGCACGACUUACGCAUGGCUGAGUUGGAUGCCGAGCUUAAGGCGGAGACAGAUGCGAUAACUGACGCCCAGGUUGCACGGCAGCGGGCAAAUGUCUUGCAACAGAAAACUAAGGAUAUCGAGGCGGCCAGAGCCCAUGCACAGAAGGCGGCUGCAAAUACGCAGGCGCACGCUGACGCUUCCCGUUUUGCUUCAUCGUCCAGGUCGACAAACCCCACAACUUCCUCCAUCUCAUACUCCCAAGGCAGUGUGCCACCGAUUCCGGAUCAGCCAGGCAAAGCGAAGCGGUUACCAACUCAAAGCAACCAGCCUCGGUCUACCAAUGAUGUUCAGCGUGACUCAGGAAUUGGCGAUGCUUUCCGGAGGCAGAUGGAGGCAGAUAAAGCUGCAGCGCUGGAAGCUCAACGGAACGCAAUUGAGGAGGUAAAGAGGCGUGACGCUGAAUCGAGUAGAGCUGCCGCAAGGCAGCGAGCUGCGGAGGCUGCAGCUCGGGCUCUUGCUGAGCAGAAUCAGAGGGCACGCGACCAGGCUAAGAAAGAACAACUCUUGCGCCAGUGCGAAACACUCUGGCAGCAGCAAGAAACAGACCGACGCCAAGAGGCAGAGGCGAAGGCAGCAAGGGAGAAAGCUGCUGCUUCACUCGUUCGAAUGCGUCAGGAGCAAGAGAGGAAGCAACGCGAAGAACUCGCUGAACAGAUUCAGAGGGCACGAGAGGCUGAGCAAGAACAACUCUGGCACCAGCAGGAAGCAGCUCGACGCCGAGAGGCAGAGAUGAGGGCAGCAAGGGAGAGAGCUGCUGCUUCACUCGUUCGAAUGCGUCAGGAGGAAGAGAGGAAGAAACGCGAAGCACUUGCUGAACAGACUCAGAGGGCACGAGACCAGGCUGAGCAAGAACAACUCUCGCGCCAGCACGAAACACUCUGGCGCCAGAAAGAAACAGUCCGACGCCAAGAAGCAGAGGCGAAGGCAGCAAGGGAGAGAGCUGCUGCUGCACACACUCAGGAGCAAGAGAGGAAGAAACGCGAAGAAGAGAGCACACAAGGCUACCAAUGGAUCAAACAAGUAUUGCCCGGGUGGCUAUCAUUUUUCUGAUUCCCAGGUUCCCUACUUCUGCGUACAAUAUCCAACUUUGAUUUACGACUCCGAGACAUGACUCCCCCGCAAAGGAUCCAUGUCAACGUUCACUGCUUUUCUGAACUUGGGGUUUCCUUACGCCUCUUUGCCAUGUUUUUUGUGCUCCUGUAGACGCUGUUUUUCCAAUCACCGUUUAUUGUUCGUUGCCACGAUGCCCUAUGUUGGACGAACAUACAUAUGUUGCGAUGUGCUGUAUAAUGCUGGAUCCUUAUACGCGUCACUGUUAACUUGGUGCUGUACUAGUGUUUUCUGCGUUCAAUAGCCUGAGGUAGAUUUACUAUCGAACACCAAAGCACACUGAAUGAAAGCGAUUAAUCGAU